This is a messenger RNA of Bombina bombina (fire-bellied toad), 2456 nucleotides long. RefSeq names its product VPS26 endosomal protein sorting factor C (gene VPS26C). Bases 37 to 996 code for a protein of 319 amino acids. Gene Ontology annotation, cellular component: endosome. The transcript has 8 exons. Gene Ontology annotation, biological process: intracellular protein transport. NCBI's taxonomy places the organism in Eukaryota, Metazoa, Chordata, Amphibia, Anura, Bombinatoridae. The record is from RefSeq and is a predicted model, not a curated record.
AAGCUUGUUGAUGCCCAAUCAUGUGAUUUAGAUGUAAUGGCUUCAGUAGGUCAUGUGAUUUCUCUGUAUCUGGGGCGGAGUCAUUCUGUGAUCCAGGAUAACAUGGGGACUGCGCUGGAUAUCAAAAUUAAACGUGCGAAUAAAGUCUACAGGGAGGUGGAAAUGUUAUCUGGCGUAGUAGUUGUAAUGAGCAAGGAUACAGUUCAGCACCAAGGGAUCAUGUUGACAAUGGAGGGUUCUGUUAAUUUGCAACUUAGUGCCAAAAGUGUGGGAGUAUUUGAAGCUUUCUAUAACUCUGUGAAGCCUAUUCAGAUUAUUAGCAGCACUAUUGAAAUGGUGAAACCUGGAAAACUGCCAAGUGGGAAAACAGAAAUUCCCUUUGAAUUUCCUCUGUUGAUGAAAGGCAAUAAAGUCUUGUAUGAAACCUACCAUGGAGUGUUUGUGAACAUUCAGUACACACUUCGUUGUGAUAUGAAGCGUUCUCUUCUGGCAAAAGACUUAACUAAGACAUGCGAGUUCAUCAUUCACUCAUUACCUCAGAAAGCAAAGCAGACACCAAGCCCUGUAGACUUCACAAUUACUCCAGAAACUCUACAGAAUGUGAAAGAAAGAGCUUCUCUACCCAAGUUUCUCAUCAGAGGGCAUCUUGAUUCUACAAACUGCGUUAUUACACAACCUCUAAUAGGGGAAUUAAUAGUGGAAACUUCAGAAGUCGCCAUCAAAAGCAUUGAGCUCCAGUUAGUAAGAGUGGAAACUUGUGGUUGUGCAGAGGGUUAUGCUAGAGAUGCUACAGAGAUACAGAAUAUCCAAAUAGCAGAAGGAGAUGUUUGCAGAGGACUCCCCAUUCCUAUAUAUAUGGUUUUUCCCAGAUUGUUUACCUGCCCUACACUGGAAACUACUAAUUUCAAAAUAGAAUUUGAAGUAAAUGUCGUCGUAGUCCUGCACGAUGAUCAUCUCAUUACAGAAAAUUUCCCACUUAAGUUAUAUCGAAUGUAAAACCUCAAAGAAAAAAUAAGCUAAGCCCUAAAUGUUGUACAGAUGUCAGGAUUAGGGUUUUUACCAUAUUACAAGUUAAUUAAACUAGUGAGCUCUUUUGAAAUGACCACACAACACGCGCACUUCUGCUAGGACCAAUUGUUCAGUAAAGUUGUUGUUUUUGUGUAAAUCUGAAGCACUUACUAGGAACAUAGAAAAACUAUGUAAACUAGGGAAUCUAGCAUUCUGGUCAAAAUCUUACAAAAUUUUUUUGUUGAAGCAUAAUAAUUAUAUUGAUUUAAGUAUGUUAUAUCUCACAUUUUUAUACAUUUCACUACAAGCUUAAAAUAAAGAAGAGGAAAAAAAACUUGCUCACGUUCUUUCAUAACUUACUUGAAUCUUAAAGAGACCAAGUCAGAAUUAAACUUAUAUGAUUAAAAACUAUUUUAAACACAAGAAAAUACCCAGAGAGCCUUGGGCUCUGCAUUGUUGUUUUUACUGUCCAUCUCUUCCCUUUAUAAAAUAAUGCCAUGGUUUAGGUAUCAGUUUGCAUUGAUCUUAUUUAUUUAACUAAUAAUACUGUUGAGAUUAGUCUUUUAUCUCAUUAUUGGAUAUUGUCCUUUUUAGAUUAAAAUGUUUUAUAUCUUCGUGAUUUUAGUAUUAUAUACCCUUGUAUUUUUGGUAUACAAAGAGUUAAACCAAUCUCUUUAGGUGUUUGAAGAUAGUUUAUAGUAUACUAUCCCUGACAAAUUUGCAAAGACUUUGACACAAAACACAUAGGUUGUAUUAAAGGGACAUUAAACACUAAAUAAAUCCUAGAAAGAUAGAUGCAUUUAAAGAAAAUAUUAGUCUGAGAAUAACAUGUAGAUGUAUUUAUUUUUAAUUUUUUUAGCUGUUUAAAUAUUGAUGAAAUAAGUGCAAAGAAGUUUUAGUGUCUAUAAAACAAUGGAAGCUGCCAUGUUGUAACUUAGGUUACCUUCUCUGCUGUGGCCAAUUAGAGACAGUUAUCAAUAGGUCACUAAAGUGUGCAGCCAAUGGCUGUGUGGAAUAUAAGUGUUCUACACUUCCAUUUCUAACAGGAACUGAAAAGCUCACCAUUUUAGAAUGGAAUUACAGGAAAGGGGAACAAAAUAAAUAAUGAAAGAAUAUUGCAGAGUUAUUUUCAUAUAUACAGUUUAUCAUUUUAUAUCAUGAUCUCAAAGUGUUUAAUGUCCCUUUAAGGUGUCUACUGGCCUUUUAUACUGUUAGCAUUUUAUACGGUUAUGAAUUAAUUAAAGCUACGUUUUACUGCAGUCCCCGAACCCCUCUGGAUAUUUUCUGGUGAGCUAUUAUCAGUACAGUUUGUGUAUUGUCUUAUUUAUUUUGGCGUACAAUCACUUUCAUUUAGCUGGUGGCUCUUUGUAAAUAAUCACCAUAAACACUUUUUUAAUAACAGCUUUAAAUGACACAGAAUAAACAAAUGAUAAUGUUGCAUAAGCAAA